CCUACGAUAAAGUAUAUAACGUUUAAACCCUGUGUGGUUAGCAUCUUCUUCGUUCAAUUUAAAAUUGUUCUCAAUGGGUCACAGCAAGUCGAAGCGAUUCAGAGACAACCACUCCCAUCGGGGUCAGUCCAGCCGUAGCCGGGAAAAUUCACGUGAAUACUAUAAUGACGAUUCUCUACCAGCAGCUCAAGUUUUCUCAACAGAUGCAGCAAAUGAAGAAGAGCCUCCCGUUCCUAAAGUUCAGCUUGCUAUGUGGGAUUUUGGACAAUGUGAUGCAAAAAGAUGCACUGGGCGCAAGCUUUCACGAUUUGGGUUGCUGAAAGAAUUGCGUGUGAAUACUGGUUUUGGGGGCAUUGUUUUGAGUCCUGUCGGGAAGCAAUGUGUCUCAAAGGAAGACAAUCUCUUAAUGAAGAGAAAAGGGCUGGCUGUGGUGGAUUGCUCAUGGGCACGCUUGAGUGAUGUACCUUUUCAGAAGCUGCGGUGUGCUGCUCCUCGUCUUUUACCAUGGUUGGUGGCAGCAAAUCCAGUAAAUUAUGGUCGGCCAUGUGAGCUGUCUUGUGUGGAGGCACUAUCAGCAGCUUUAAUAAUAUGUGGGGAAGAGGAAACAGCUAAUCUGCUGCUCGACAAAUUUAAGUGGGGUCAUGCAUUCUUAUCUCUGAACAGGCAACUGCUGAAGGCAUAUUCAGAAUGUGCAACCAGUGCUGACAUUAUUUCUGUUCAAAAUUCUUGGCUUUCUCAGAGCCCAAGAGUUCCACAACCUCCUUUCGAAGCAGAUGGUUCUGGAGCUGUGAAGGACUCCGGACAAAUCAGUGGAGAUGCUGAGUCUGAUUAUGAUUCUGUUGAUGGACUUCCAGCACUUGAAGAGAAUUUGAAUCACUUGCACUUGGAGCAAAGUGAGGAAGAAAGCGAGUGAAUGAGAUGGACUUGCGCUUUGUUAACUUGCUCAGUUAGAAACACAAUCUUUAAAGGCAACUUGUUGUCGGCAUCUGGGUACAACUUGGAGAACUUUGAUUCAGACAUGGAGCAGCCGGUAAUGCUCGUUGUUGGCCCAAGUAUAAUGUCCAUCCUCCAAGCUUUCUGUUGCAAUGGUAAGGUAUUUGUUUGCUGCUCCUUGAAGGACAGUGGAUAUUUGUAGGCAGCCUAUAACCCAUAGUUGCUUCAAGAGAACCUUGUUCUCAUAAAACAUCUGAGUAUAGAAAGAUUCUGGUUUGUUCUUUU
Molecule: messenger RNA, 1218 nt
Organism: Telopea speciosissima
Lineage: Eukaryota; Viridiplantae; Streptophyta; Magnoliopsida; Proteales; Proteaceae
Product: 18S rRNA aminocarboxypropyltransferase-like
Exons: 10
Coding region: 74-913 (279 amino acids)
Biological process (GO): maturation of SSU-rRNA
Molecular function (GO): rRNA small subunit aminocarboxypropyltransferase activity
Source: RefSeq, a predicted model, not a curated record